This is a messenger RNA of Nycticebus coucang (slow loris), 985 nucleotides long. RefSeq names its product olfactory receptor 2L3-like. Gene Ontology annotation, cellular component: membrane. The coding region runs from base 3 to 941 and encodes 312 amino acids. The record is from RefSeq and is a predicted model, not a curated record. Gene Ontology annotation, molecular function: olfactory receptor activity; G protein-coupled receptor activity. Gene Ontology annotation, biological process: G protein-coupled receptor signaling pathway. Lineage: Eukaryota; Metazoa; Chordata; Mammalia; Primates; Lorisidae. The transcript has a single exon.
CUAUGGAAAAUUAUAAUCAAACAUCAACUGAUUUUAUCUUAUUGGGGUUGUUGCCACAAGCAAGAAUCAGCCUUUUCCUGUUCAUACUCAUAGUUCUCAUUUUCCUAAUGGCUCUAAUUGGCAACCAGUCCAUGAUCCUCCUCAUCCUCCUGGAUGCCCACCUCCACACACCCAUGUAUUUCCUACUCAGUCAGCUCUCCUUCAUUGACCUAAAUUACAUCUCCACCAUUGUCCCCAAGAUGGCUUCUGAUUUUCUGUUUGGAAACAAGUCCAUUUCCUUUAUCGGAUGUGGGGUUCAGAGUUUUUUCUUCCUGACUUUAGGAGGUGCAGAGUCACUGCUCCUGACGUCAAUGGCCUAUGACCGUUAUGUGGCUAUUUGCUUUCCUCUCCACUAUCCCAUCUAUAUGAGCAAAAGAGUAUGUGCACUGAUGGUAUCAGGAUCUUGGAUAAUGGGCUCUAUGAAUGCUUGUGCCCACACUGUAUACCUACUCCAUAUGCCUUAUUGCCGAUCCAGGGCCAUUGAUCAUUUCUUCUGUGAUGUCCCAGCCAUGUUGUCUUUGGCCUGCACGGACACCUGGGGCUAUGAGUGCACGGUGUUUUUGAGCACGGCCAUCUUUCUUGUUUUUCCAUUUGUUGUUAUUGCCUGUUCCUAUGGUCGGGUUUUCCUUGCUGUCUCUCGCUUGCAGUCUGCAGAAGGCAGGAGGAAGGCCUAUUCCACCUGCAGCACCCACCUCACUGUGGUGACUUUCUACUAUGCACCUUUUGCUUACACCUAUCUCCGGCCAAGAUCCCUCCGAUCUCCAACAGAAGACAAGGCUCUGGCUGUUUUCUACACCAUCCUCACCCCAAUGCUCAACCCUAUCAUCUACAGCCUGAGAAACAAGGAGGUGAUGGGGGCCCUGAAACGAGUGAUGCAGAGAAUCUGCUCUUUAAAAAUGUAGACAAACUUUCUGCCUCUGUCUCCAGGACUCAAGUGCACCUAUGU